AUGUCUCUCGUCAACCUCGCCCACGUCUGCUCGCACCUGCAGAAUGCGUCCAAGGCGCGCCUGGGCGUGACCUCGAUCCCCGUGUCCAAGCUGCACGUGAACCUGAUGCUGGGCCUCCAGCGCGAGGGCUUCCUCUCCAGCGUCGUGCUCGGGGGGCCCACGCCCCCGAAGCCGUACCUCCUGCAGUCCCAGCCGUCGCCCGAGUCGCUCGACAAGAUGGCGGGUAAGCUCCGGGACCAGCCGUGGCUUGCGUACCCUGCGCCAGAAGAGACAGACAGCGACAGCGACAGCAGCACAUUAGCGAGCGAUAUCAGUAGGCGGCGAGUAGCGCUCAGCAGGUCUCCGCUCGGCGCCGAAGAAGCGCACCACGAGACGCCCGUCCCCGAGAACCCCGCGAGGCGGAGGCUGUGGUUGGGUCUCAAGUACUGGAACAACGAGCCCGUGCUGAGGAACAUGAAGCUGGUCAGCAAGCCCACGCGGAGGAUAUGGCUGACGAGCGAGGACCUGGGCAAGAUCACGAGGACCCGCGAGAGCAGCUACGUCAAGGGGUUGACUAGGCCCGGAGAGUGCAUGUUCGUGACUACGGAUAGGGGCAUCUUGGAGGCGAGGGAGUGCGUGGAGAGGAGAAUCGGCGGCAUGGCCCUUUGUAGGGUUUGGUAGAGGGGUGGAUGGAUGGAUGGAUGAUGGCUGUGGAGAGCAAUGGCUGUGGAGAGCAAUGGCUGUGGAGAGCAAUGACUGCGGUCUCACUUUUUUUGGUCACGAACGUCGCUUCGUUGACAUGUUAUGUGUGUAUGUAUAUAUGUACUACCAUCGAAAGGGGGAUGCAUAGGAUCUCGGCUCUGAAACAGCAUGGCAUGGCAUGGCGUCACGAGAAGAAAAUGAACGAAGAGAAGAGAAAAAACCCUAGACGAGGGAAGUGACAUGUAUGAAUACGAAGUAAGAUUAUUCGAACGAGUCCUUAGAUGUACUGUUACUAUUACUGCAG
Molecule: messenger RNA, 985 nt
Organism: Aaosphaeria arxii CBS 175.79
Lineage: Eukaryota; Fungi; Ascomycota; Dothideomycetes; Pleosporales
Product: 40S ribosomal protein S8
Exons: 1
Coding region: 1-660 (219 amino acids)
Biological process (GO): translation
Cellular component (GO): ribosome; mitochondrion
Molecular function (GO): structural constituent of ribosome
Source: RefSeq, a predicted model, not a curated record